Molecule: messenger RNA, 3755 nt
Organism: Leucoraja erinaceus (little skate)
Lineage: Eukaryota; Metazoa; Chordata; Chondrichthyes; Rajiformes; Rajidae
Product: G/T mismatch-specific thymine DNA glycosylase-like
Exons: 10
Coding region: 236-1435 (399 amino acids)
Biological process (GO): base-excision repair, AP site formation
Cellular component (GO): nucleus
Molecular function (GO): mismatch base pair DNA N-glycosylase activity
Source: RefSeq, a predicted model, not a curated record
GAGGGAGAGCGGCGCCAGUGAGGGAGAGCGGGCCCGGCGUUAGUGAGGGAGAGCGGCGCCAGUGAUCCCCGGCGUUAGUGAGGAAGAGCGGCGCCAGUGAGAGAGAGUGGGCCCCGGCGUUAGUGAGGGAGAGCGGGCCCCGGCGCUAGUGAGGAAGAGUUGGCCCCGGCGUUAGUGAGGGAGGGCGGUGCCAGUGGGCCCCGGCGCUAGUGAGGAAGAGUUGGCCCCGGCGUUAAUGAGGAAGAGCGGGCCCCGGACGCCCGCCAUCAUGGAAGCGCAACCGACGGUCCCCGGACCGCCGCCAGGAUACGGCCAGCAUUGGUACCACAAUCCGAGCCAGCAGCCUGUGGACGUCCAGCCGCCCGACGGCUACCCGCCGCCCGGGCUCCUACAGCCGGCGCCCGAGGCUGCACCGGCAGCUCCAAAACGAAAAAGAGGAAGACCAGCAGGAACGCAGCAAAAGAAAUCUGAGGGAGCAGGAACUAAACGAGCCAAAACGGGAAAAUCAAAAGGAAAACAAGAAAAAAUCACAGAUUCUUUUAAAACCGUGAAGAGAAAAAUUGAUCGAUUCAACGGAACAACUGAAGCUGAGCUUUUGACUAAAACUUUGCCAGAUAUAUUGACCUAUGGCUUAGACAUUGUGAUUAUUGGAAUUAAUCCUGGAUUGAUGGCUGCGUACAAAGGACAUCAUUAUCCUGGCCCAGGGAAUCAUUUUUGGAAGUGCUUAUUUCUGUCCGGUCUUAUUGACGUGCCUUUAAAUCACAUGGACGAUGGAUCUUUACCUGAGAAAUAUGGAAUUGGUUUCACAAACAUGGUAGAGAGAACAACACCAGGAAGUAAAGACCUUAAAAGUAAAGAAAUUCGGGAAGGAGGGAAAAUACUUUUACAAAAGCUACAGAAAUAUAAGCCACGGAUUGCUGUUUUUAAUGGAAAAUGUAUUUAUGAAAUAUUUAGCAAGGAAGUGUUUGGCGUUAAGGUCAAGAAAAUGGAAUUUGGGCAACAGCCGCACCAGAUUCCAGACGGAGAAACCGUGGUCUAUGUCAUGCCCUCUUCCAGUGCAAGGUGUGCACAGUUUCCUCGCGCCCAGGAUAAGGUGCAUUAUUAUAUCAAGCUGAAGGAACUGCGAAAUCAUUUGAAAGGCAUUAAGAGUGCUCCAGAGGUCUCAGAAGUUGAAUAUUCAUUUGACUUGCACAAAGCUCAAGCUGACGCAAAGAAAAUGGCAAUCAAAGAAGAAAAACAUGACCCUGGCUAUGAUGCUGCUUAUGGAGGUCCAGUUGAAAAUUCCGCUGAUACCAAUGGGCAGUGCAAUUUUGCUACAGCUGAACCAGCAACCAGCAACUCUGAAUUCAAUGCGGACUCAACAUUUUGUCAAGUUCCUGAUGGCCAGUGGAUGACCCAGUCAUUUACUGAUCAGAUUCCUUCAAUAAACAAUUAAUGCAAACAGUCUCAGGAAGGUACAUCAUGAAUUGAAGAUAUUUGCAGAAUUUCCAGAUUGCUGCAGUUUUAAUGCAGUAAUAACUCAGUUUUUGAACUGAGGAAAUCUUGAAUUUUUUUAAUGUUUGAACUCUAGAAUUAUGUGUAAAACUAAUAAUGUAGUAAUGUUCAGAAAGCUUAACUCUUAAACUUUUAGAAUUGCCAGAAGUGUUGUAUGGGGAAAGUAGUUUAAAUGAAGAUUUAAAUUUAUUUAAUAUGUUCUGAUAGUCAUUUUCUUCCUGGAAAAAUAUUCUCUUUUGCUCAGCUGUUUAAAUUACAAGGUUGUUAUCCAUUAAUCUUGCAACGGGUUCGGUACAGUAUAGCCUGUACUGAUUGGUCAUAGUGGUGGAUGUUCAAACAAAGGGUCCGAAAUCAACUUUUCAUAGGGAAAUAUAGUUUAGUUUAUUUGGAGCUUUUGCAAUUUAUCUUUUUUCAGAAUGUACACACAUUGAAAUUCUAUUAAUAGCAGAUGCAAUCUCAGAAUUGGUCAGCUAAUUGUAAUUUUGGACCAAAAGCUGCUUUAAAAAAAAAAAUGGAUCCAGGUGCCCAUUUGUUUAUGCAAAUUCACUACAAAAUCAGCAUUCUCAAUUGUGAAAUAUUUGUUGAUUGUUUGGAGUUGCCUAGUUUACUGUCGUGUACACAAAGGUGCAAUGGAAUCCCUUUUUUAAAGAUGCACAUCCUAUACAUGAUAAUGUCAGAUUCAACAAUGAAUGCAAAUCAGAAACACUGAAAACUAAAAUUCCAUUGAACAAAACUUCAUCUUUGGAUUCGGUCUUCACUAAAUGUUAAAGAUACUCAUGUUUUGUAAAGUUAAUAGCACAAAAUAUCAUGUUUUACAACCACAUUGAUGUUAAAAUAUGUCUUUAUUUUAAUUGAAGUUGUUUAAGUGAAAUUAUCCAAAUGAUUCUAAUUUUGAGAAUACAUUUUCUUCUUGUGCUAUUACUUUGGCCUCCAUUGCUCAACAGAAAUAAUUAUUUCUCUUGCAACAGAAUUUUGAAGUAUCAAUAGAUAUUAGCUUAAAAACUUGACAAUGUAUGGAAAAAAAUCAUAAUUUCUUAGGCAAAUUUUAAUUUAAAAAAAAAAAAGAUUUGGAGAGAGUACAACUGCCUCCAGUGAUUUAGGCUUUAAUUUUGUUGUAUUAUUGGUAAAAGAUGAUUUUUUAUAAAGUUGUAAGAUAAUUAAAUGGAGGGUUUAUAAUUAUGAAUUGCAUGCAUUUUGGAGGAAUUCUAAAUUAGUUUAUUUAGAACAUUAAAUUAAACUUGUGCAACAAUUUUUGCAUUGGUCCCGAACAGAUUUAAAUCUGGAAAAUAAAGUUUGAAGUGCUUAAUUUUAGAUGACUGGCUUUGAAUUCCAUCCCCACACACAGUGACAAUGAAAGUGCACAGCAUUACGUCAUUGGAGCAACUUUAGCAGCCACUCCUCGCCCAACCCAUUUUCCUAAAUAUGUUCUGGCCAGUUACCGAGCACUUCUCUCAAUGUGAAAACCUUGGUAGCGUUCGGAAGUCAAGGUACCACACCAUUCAAGCCCAAGACACUGUAGUUCUGGGCGGUAGCACUGUGUCCGAGGUCAACUGUUCCAGGGCCUUUAGGUGCAAAGAUGAGGAUUGCCAACUCGUUUCACAGCCUAAAUGCCUGAUUUAAAAACAUUGCCACCAGUUGUAGCCCCUUCCUUAUCAUAGAAAAUAGGUGCAGGAGUAGGCAUUCGGCCCUUCGAGCCAUCACCGCAAUUUAAUAUGAUCAUGGCUGAUCAUUCAAAAUCAGUACCCUGUUCCUGCUUUCUCCCCGUCUUAAGUAUCAACAUGCUCAUUUUUAAUAUGUCAUUAGUUGUGGAUUCUAGCACACAUGUUAGUGUGACCAAGUAGUUAAAUUGGCUUGAGGCUUGGUUAAUGGUGCUGUCAGGCCAUACUCGCCCCCUGCCCCCCUGCAUGUUACAAUAAAGGCUACAUUCUUGGGUUAAAUUUGAGUCAACUGUGACAUCACAUGUUGUAAAUGCCUUAACCGUUCAUUAAGGGAACCGUUGUACCUUUCUGAGAUUUCCAUCAUUACUAUGACUUUUUUUUAAAGCUGUUGGAAUGAAAAGUUCAGGUUACACCCAUGUCAAAUGAUCGAAUGUGAACUGUCCCUACAACUGUAUACAAUUAAAUGUACUUGAAGUGAAUGGGCAGCUACUGGAAACUUACUAAUGUUGUGUUAUUAUUUACUAGUAAAAUUGGUGCUCACCUCUCGCGAAGGUUCUGAAACCUUGCAAAAAAAAAAAUUAAAAUCUUUUUUUUUUUUUUAAA